This is a messenger RNA of Bubalus bubalis (water buffalo), 576 nucleotides long. RefSeq names its product transmembrane protein 213 (gene TMEM213). The transcript has 3 exons. Bases 139 to 528 code for a protein of 129 amino acids. The record is from RefSeq and is a predicted model, not a curated record. Lineage: Eukaryota; Metazoa; Chordata; Mammalia; Artiodactyla; Bovidae.
CCUGGAGAGGUGAGAGCCAGGUGUGACAGCCCAAGCUCCCUUUGCUCCACCCCUCCCUCUCCCCCAAACACAGAGCAGAAAUUCACCUCUGCCAGCAUUGUUUCCAAGCUCCCGCAGGACGAGACACACACGGGGUGCAUGGCAGGUGGCCCUCAGCUCGCCUCUGCAGGGGCAGUGCACACAGAAGCCUCUCUCCUCAGCAUGAAGCGCCUCCACCUGGCACCCUGGGCCUCCCUGGUCCUCAGCCUGGCCUUCCUCUCCUUCCACCCGGUUUACUUGGCAGAAGCAAGCAGCGGCAGCAACUCAACCUUGACCGUCCACCAUCCAGAGAAUCUUGAGACCCUGGAGCAGUGCCCCAACGUGGACUUCUGCCCACAAGCGGCCCGGUGUUGCCACACGGGAGUAGAUGAAUACGGCUGGAUCGCGGCGGCUGUUGGUUGGAGUCUCUUGUUUCUCACCCUCAUCCUGCUCUGUGUGGACAAACUGAUGAAGCUCACUCCAGAUGAGCUUAAGGACUUGCAAGCCUGAGGCUUAGAACACUAGUCCCAAGAAUGUCAAUCACCAAGUUGUGGGUAA